Molecule: messenger RNA, 1497 nt
Organism: Gracilinanus agilis (Agile Gracile Mouse Opossum)
Lineage: Eukaryota; Metazoa; Chordata; Mammalia; Didelphimorphia; Didelphidae
Gene: XIAP
Product: X-linked inhibitor of apoptosis
Exons: 6
Coding region: 1-1497 (498 amino acids)
Cellular component (GO): cytoplasm; nucleus
Source: RefSeq, a predicted model, not a curated record
AUGACUUUUAAGAGUUUUGAAGAUUCUAAAACUUGUGUGCCUCCAGACAUCAAUAAAGAUGAAGAUUUUGUAGAGGAAUUUAAUAGAUUAAAGACAUUUGCUAAUUUCCCAAGUAGUAGCCCUGUUUCCGCAUCAACAUUGGCGCGAGCAGGUUUCCUCUAUACUGGUGAGGGAGAUACUGUCAAGUGCUUUAGCUGUCAUGCAGCUGUAGAUAGAUGGCAGUAUGGAGACUCGGCAGUUGGAAGACAUAGAAAAGUAUCCCCAAACUGCAGAUUUAUUAAUGGUUUUUAUUUUGAAAAAAAUGCUACACGGUUUCCAAAUCCCAUUAUCCAAAACUGUCAGUACAGAGUUGAAAAUUGUUCAAGGAUUAUAAAUCACUUUGCUUUGGAGAGAUCCCCUGAAACUCAUGGGGAAUAUCUUUUGAGAACAGGCCAGGUCAUUGAUAUGUCAGAUACCAUAUACCCAAGGAAUCCUUCCAUGUGUAGUGAAGAAGCUCGACUGAGAUCUUUUCAGAAUUGGCCAGACUAUGCUCACCUUACCCCACAGGAGUUAGCAAGUGCUGGACUCUAUUACAUGGGCUUUGAGGAUCAAGUGCAGUGCUUUUGUUGUGGGGGCAAAUUAAAGAAUUGGGAACCGUGUGAUCGGGCAAUGUCCGAACACAAGAGGCAUUUCCCUAAGUGUUUUUUUGUCUUGGGACGGGAUGUUGGUAAUACACGAAUUGAAACUAAUGUUAGCUGUGAUAGGAGUUGCCCAAACCCUACCCAUCUCCCAAGGAAUCCAGCCAUGGCGGAUUAUGAAGCACGACUCAUUACCUUUGCAACAUGGAUAUACUCGGUUAACAAGGAGCAGCUUGCAAAAGCUGGAUUUUAUGCUUUAGGUACCCACGAUAAAGUACUAUGCUUUCAUUGUGGAGGUGGACUUACUGAUUGGAAACCCAACGAAGACCCUUGGGAGCAGCAUGCUAAGUGGUAUCCUGGAUGUAAAUAUCUUUUAGAAGAAAAGGGCCAGGAAUAUGUCAGCAAUAUUCAUUUAGUGCAUCUACUUGACAGUUCUUUGGUAAAAUCUGGCAAAAUGGCUUCCUCAGUAACUCAAGAAAUUGAUGACAGUGUGUUACAGAAUCCUCUGGUACAAGAUGCGAUACGAAUGGGUUUCAAUUUUCUUGAAAUAAAGAAAAUCAUGAGAGAAAAGAUACAAUCAUCUGGAAACAACUAUACAUCCCUUGAACUUCUUGUAGCAGAUCUAGUGAGUGCUCAGAAAGAAAGCUCACAAGAUGGAGAGUCAAGCCCAACUUUAUCAGAGAAAGAGAUUAGUACCGAAGAACAGCUCAGACGUUUGCAAGAGGAAAAGUUGUGCAAGAUCUGCAUGGAUGAGAACAUCGCUGUUGUUUUCAUCCCUUGCGGACAUCUGGUUAGUUGUCAGCUGUGUGCCGAAGCAAUUGACAAAUGUCCAAUGUGUUACACUGUCAUUACUUUCAAGCAAAAAAUUUUUAUGUCUUGA